Diplodia corticola is the source of this 1605-nucleotide messenger RNA. RefSeq names its product protein pbn1. Gene Ontology annotation, cellular component: glycosylphosphatidylinositol-mannosyltransferase I complex; endoplasmic reticulum membrane. The record is from RefSeq and is a predicted model, not a curated record. Bases 1 to 1605 code for a protein of 534 amino acids. The transcript is spliced from 5 exons. Lineage: Eukaryota; Fungi; Ascomycota; Dothideomycetes; Botryosphaeriales; Botryosphaeriaceae. Gene Ontology annotation, biological process: GPI anchor biosynthetic process; protein processing. Gene Ontology annotation, molecular function: mannosyltransferase activity.
AUGAAGGAGAGGAUAACGUAUUUGCUCCAUGUGGGCGAGGACGCCUUUGAUCCCGCCAGGCUCACAGUCAGCAAACAUAGCCUGGCGGUUCCCCCGCUCAAAGCUGCCAAGGAACACCGGCUCACUCUCGGCUUGUCCGAGCUCCCGCCAGAGCUCCUUCCCGUUCUCAAACAAACCCACGAGCUGCAUAUCCGCUGGGCUACGUCGCAACCUUACACCUCGACUCCGCCCUACGUUUCCCGUGUUUCUCCCGGCCUCCAUGCCUAUUUCACGCCGCGCAAAGGCAAGAGAGCAGAUGGCCUCUGUUCGGCCUUGAAGACGACCUUCGGCCAUGAGUUGGAUUGCGAAACCCCGUCGGACACCUUCAUUGGCGUUCCCAUCCUUUCCGAACGCUUCUCUAUGUCUGCAUCCAGUCAAUAUCACAGCCUUCUUCCGUCUUUGCAGAGUCUCGUCAGCUACGUCUCGGAGAAAUUCUGCACUGCCGACGACUGCAAGGCAAAGGCGUCGUCUCUGUUGUCUGCAAGCUACGUAGAUUUUGAUUUUGAUGCCAUCUCCAACGCUCUGAUCAUCAACGCCUUCUGGGCCGAGGGGCCUACCGAGGGAGGUUUAUGGAACGAAGAAAUCUCCCGCGGGAAGGCCGACACCAUGGAAGUUGGCGUCUUGAACAACGAAGUUCCGCUCGAGCCUGAAGAGCUGUCUCUUUCCGGCUUCCUCACCGUUGUCGGCGACGACACAAAAGCUAAACCUACACUUUUCUCCUUCCCCUCUCGCCACCACCCUCUUCCCUCAACCGCACACCCCGUCCAUCCCACCUACUAUACUACAUUCAACGAACCGACCGGCCUGCACCCUACCCUCAAGCUUUCAUUUCCUCAACCCAAGAAGACUCUCACCCCGCCCGGGCCUUCGUGUCUCUUGCACGCCUACGUGACUCUCCCCUCUACCUUCUUCCUCGACAAAUACCAGUUCUCCGACCCACUUUACUUAGCCUCCCACAAUCUCCGCAACAUUUUCGCCCACGCCGGCGCCACCGAUCUCGAGGCCCCCGACUGGGUGGUCCCUCAAUGGGGCAGCGUCGCCCUCUUCGAGCUCGCUCACCCCGUCCCGCACCCCGACGACCCGGAUCCAGCUCCCCCGAGCGCCGACGCUGCCGUCUCCGACUCAGUCGACGACGAUACCAGCUUCGAGGCCACUAUCCCCUUGCACCUGCGCUACCUCCCGCCUUCUGCCAACAGCUCCGGCCUCGUCAACGCCUCGUUGCCCUGGCCCACCGUCUUCUGGACGUGCCCGGCCGAGGAAGGCUCCAAGAUGAACGUGAACCCUUUCGACCGCACCAACCUCGGCUACGAAGGGCUAUUCGGGAACAGGGCCAUGUUCUACCACGUGCCACCGGCGAAGGACGGUGGAGCGGGCGAGGGCGGGUUGGUCGAGACACUGAAGGUGCCCGUGUUGGACCUGGAUCGGGCCUGGUAUGUUGAGUACGGGACUGUGGCUGCGGUUGUGCUGGCGACUGCAUGGUUGUUGAUGAAAUUGGGUGGUGUGGUCAAGAAUGCCGGCUUUGGGCGAGGCAAGCCCGUGGCUGCUGGCGUUAAGAAGAGCCAGUAG